AGGAGCUCUUCUGCCGACUUAUAAGAAACACUAUGACUAACAUGAUCUCCAUCGCAAGAGCCACAGACGACUCCAGAUACCCCACCAAACAUGAGGUGAAUGCCAUGGCAAAGCGACUGGUGGACUACUAUCCAAUGAUAAAAGACAGGUCAUCAGACAAUGAGUGGGAGCAUGUUGCCAAAAAGCUCAUGAAGAGACUCUCAAAUGUCAGAAGUCCAAAGAAGGCCAAAGGUCCUCCUUCCAAGAAACCACGACAAGAAGUCCGUUCAGAUGUUGCAACUGACUAUGAUGGAGAUUCCAGUACAUCCACCAUUAUUCUGGAACGGUCACCUGUUAGUCCCAUGGGCAUCCCAGUAGAUAUGUCAUUUAGAACCAGCACCCCAGCGCAGAACCGGAACAGCAGUGAUGAAGAAUCUUGUUCAGUUGACAUCAUGGACAGCCAGAAAAUCCAAGCAAGACACUACAAGACCCUCCAAGAAAUAUACAAAGCCAAAAAGCCAAACAAAGCUGCGGUAACUCAUUUGCUGAACAUGGAAUUUGAGUCUCGAAGAUGCUUCAUCACCUCUGAUGUUUUAAAGGAGCAAGACCGAGCAACAAAGAUUCUAGAGGCUUACCCUUGUUUCAGAGAACUGGAUCAUGUAAGUAAUGUUCUUGGGGUUUUUUGGGGGGGGUUUAAGAAGAAUAAGUCAUCAGAAUGUUUUUUUUCUUUAUCUGAAUCUAUUUUCCAGGUGCUGGAUGAGCUGCAGCGAAUCAUCCAACCGACCAACUCCCAGUACGUAUCAGAGAUGCAGAACAGAUGGAAAACCUUCUAUUCAAAGGUCCAGUUUUAUGGAGUGAUGAAGAAGGCCAUGAAGACUCCUAAAACUUUGAAUGGAGUGGAGCAUAUCACAGCUGUCUUCAGAGCCCUUCCACUGCUCUUUCCGUCCAGCACUUUGCCACCGAAGAAACUGGGCUCAAGCAGCGAGGCUCUUUUCCAUGUCUUAGCGACUUCUGAGGAUCCUGAUGGUUUCAUGCAGCAGCGACCCCUGUCUUCUCCGGUUCUGAUCGUUUCUAAGGACAACUACAUGAUCGCAAUCGGAAAAACACCUGUGACUACCGUCCCCAUGGACAGACUUAAUGAGGGACUUCUCUACGUCAUGGCAUAUUACUAUGUCUUGCACAUGACCUACCCCAAGUGCAUUUCUACACUACUCUCAGUACUGCAGACAGAGGUACUUCAAGAUUCAAUUCAUGAGCACGAUUUGACCCCUCACUACAAAAAAGCGAUGGGUGAGUGGAAGUCAUUCAGUGAGUGAGUCCCUUUGUCCAUCACUCUGCCUGUUGUAACACUUUCAAAGAAAGUUGAUGUUCUGUUUUUUUUUUUUGAUAGUGAGGUUCAAAUCAAAACUGGCUUUUCAAUCUGUUAUAUUAUGAUAGCCCUGGAAUGUGGAAUUUGUCCUUUGGAUGUUGAGUUGAGCAAUUGUAUUGCAACGUUAAUAAAAUUCUUUUAAUGAGAA
Gasterosteus aculeatus aculeatus (three-spined stickleback) is the source of this 1496-nucleotide messenger RNA. The record is from RefSeq and is a predicted model, not a curated record. Lineage: Eukaryota; Metazoa; Chordata; Actinopteri; Perciformes; Gasterosteidae.